Molecule: messenger RNA, 3155 nt
Organism: Nerophis lumbriciformis (worm pipefish)
Lineage: Eukaryota; Metazoa; Chordata; Actinopteri; Syngnathiformes; Syngnathidae
Source: RefSeq, a predicted model, not a curated record
GGGGUAAGUAGAAGAAGACUUCAUUAAACCCUGAAAAAAAUCGCCAUAAAUUGUGAAAAUCUGACUUUUUUUUUUAACAAGGACUGGACAACAAAGUAUGUUUAUUGUUUCCUGUCGGACCUUUUAAGCGGCGGACACUGUGGUAGACAAGCAGCAACAACGGUGGGAAUUCACACGUGCGUUUUCAGCGAGCACAGGCUAAUACGUGCAGGGUGCAGCAGUUGUAGUAACAGCUAUGCAAGAAGACAGCAUGCACUUAAAAUGGUCUGCUAUUCCUGGCCUGAGUGUUGUUCGUUCCACAGUAGAAGAAGGGCAGAACACACGCGGCUAUGAGACUGCAUGGUUUGACUUCCCUAGUGGUAGAUUUUCUAACGGAAUACAUCCAAUAUAAGUCUUGACUCACCAGGCUCCCGAUGAAAAUGUCAUCCUCAUACGCAGCCGCUAUAUCUGCCCUCGUUAAAGCCAGCUCUCCUAAACAACAAGUCAAACCUGACCCUCACUCUGAUCCUGACCCUCACUCUGAUCCAGACCCGCCUGGUCGCCCCAUAUCUGUCCCCUCACCCAGCCCAGUUGGGCAACGCUGCCCUCCAGCAGAAGCACAUCCUGCUGCCCCUGAGGCUAUGGGAUCAUACGAGGAGCAGGAGAACCCGGCAGAAUACGGGAUAGGCGGUUAUUAUCCUGUAGAAAUUGGAGAGAUAUUUGAGGAUCGAUACCAAGUUGUGAAAAAGUUGGGAUGGGGUCACUUUUCGACUGUGUGGCUCUGCUGGGAUAUGGUGAAAGGAGGUUUCGUGGCUCUGAAGGUGGUGAAGAGUGCCGAGAUGUAUCGAGAGACAGCGCUGGAUGAGAUCAAACUUCUGAAAUGUGUGAGGGACAGUGAUCCCAGUGAUCCUAAACGUGACAGCAUUGUGCAUCUCAUCGAUGACUUCAGGGUCUCUAGAGGGAACGCGCAACAUGUGUGCAUGGUUCUGGAGGUACUUGGUCACCAGCUUCUAAAGUGGAUCAUCAAAUCCAACUACACCGGGCUUCCACUUCCUUGUGUCAAGAGUAUCAUCAGACAGGUCCUGCAGGGUUUGGAUUACUUGCACACCAAAUGUAAAAUCAUCCACACCGACAUCAAGCCAGAAAACAUCCUCCUGCAGGUGGACAAAGUGUACGUUCAGAAAAUGGCGGCCAACACCAAACUAUGGCAAAUGCCAGACUCCACUGGGUUGAACGUGAACUCCAGCGCCAAACAAAAAAAGAGAUUGUCCACCUUGAUGGGGAAGCUGACGGGGGUUUUCCACACCAUUGGGAAUUGGUCCAGUAAGACUUCAAGAUCGCAGCUGAAACGGUUAAUGAGGAAGGAGAAGAAGCCGCAGCAGCGAGGACAAGAGAGCGACCACAGUCAAAAAGAAACUUCUUGCGCUGCUGUUCUUUCUGAUGUGACGACACCCUUGAGCACACGCAGCGCCACCUGUCAAUCAUCACUUCUGUGUUCUGACCUCAAACUAAGGCGGCGGACCUUGCUGCUGUCUGACAGGCCGGACUCGUCUCUGCUCAGUCGCAGAAACCUCACCUUUUCCUUGCCAGACAUCACCAAAGAUGUAUUUCUGCACCCGGCUACAGACAUAACCCCUUCUCCUCCAGGCAGCAGUGACUGUGAUGUGCCUUUUGACUUCCUGUUGCCACGCAACGCUGAGAAGCUGCUCGUUAAGAUUGCAGACCUGGGCAAUGCUUGCUGGGUGCACAAACACUUCACUGAGGACAUCCAAACAUGUCAGUACCGCUCCGUGGAGGUCCUGAUCGGCGCUGAUUACGGCACCCCGGCUGACAUCUGGAGCACUGCCUGCAUGGCUUUUGAGCUGGCAACAGGGGACUAUCUUUUUGACCCUCAGCCAGGGGCCACAUUCUCCCGUGAAGAAGAUCACAUUGCUCACAUUAUUGAACUACUUGGAGCCCUCCCAUCACGGUUUACUCUCUCAGGGAAGAAGUCCAAAAUAUUCUUCAACCAAAAAGGACAACUGAGGCACAUCUCCAAGCUGAAGCCGUGGAGCUUGUUGGAAAUUCUUUUGGAUAAAUAUGAGUGGCCCAAGGAUGAAGCAACGCAGUUCAGCUCGUUCCUCCUAACCAUGUUGCAGCUUCAGCCGGAAAAGCGAGCCACAGCAGCUCAAUGUCUGAAACACCCAUGGAUCACAUUUUAAGAACUGUACCUGCCCAACACCACGGGGUGCCAAAUGUAAACAUUCAACCGCACUUUUCUAGCUGAUAUAUUAUGAAUAUAUAUCAAAUUUUUCUCACAUUUAGCUCUUUUCUUUCACAUUUGAGGUAGAAUCAAAUGGUGGAUUUACAUGUUGAAUCUAAAUGUUAAAUACAAAUAUAAAUGGUAAAAAAAAUAUAAAUGUUUAAUCUAAAUAUACUGUAAAUGUUCAAUCUAAAAUUCUACCGCUUGUCUUUUUUGGGGUCACCUAUUUCCAGGUGCAUGUCUUUGGAGGUGGGAGGAACCCACACAGUCACGGAAAGAACAUGCAAACUCCACACAGAAAAACCUCCAGCCCGGGAAUCUAACCCAGGACCUUCUUAUUAAGUUAAAGUACCAAUGAUUGUCUCACACACUCUAGGUGUGGUGAAAUUUGUCCUCCGCAUAUUGAGAGGCACGAGCACUAACCACUGCUCUACCAUGCGGCCCCAAAUCUAAAUGUUUAACAUAAGUAUUGAAUAUAUGUUAUACCUAAAUUGUAAAUACAAAUAUAAAUGUUAAAUCUAAAUCCUCCUCACUGCACAGCCUCUUCCACAGCACGGCAGUCAUCGUCACUAACGUUUAUAUUUAUACUUAACAUUUUACAUUUUACAUUUAGGCCCUGCGAUGAGGUGGCGACUUGUCCAGGGUGUACCCUGCCUUCCGCCCGAUUGUAGCUGAGAUAGGCUCCAGCGCCUCCCGCGACCCCAAAGGGAAUAAGCGGUAGAAAAUGGAUGGAUGGAUGGAUUUUACAUUUAGAUUAUACAUUUAUAUUUAGAUUCAACAUUUAUAUUUAACACUAAAUUUAAUAUUUACAUUUAAAAUUUAGAUGUAAUAUGUAAUUUCAGAUUUAACAUUUAGAUUUGUGUUUAACAUUUAGAUGUAAUGUUUAAUUUUAGAUUGUAUUCAACAUUUAGAUUUAGAUUAUACAUUAUUACGU